CCCCUCCUACUUUUUAAAGCUCAGCUGGAGGAAGAUAAGUGAGCCCUACAAGAGAGAAGCAGGCUCAUUUUAGUCAUUGGCGUCCAGAGGAAACAUGGUUGGUUUCCCAGCAUGCUUCAUCCGCCUCUCCCUCCUUUGCCAACUGACAGGGUCAGCAGCCUCUGGGGCCCUGAAGGAGCUGUUUGGUGCCCUUGGCGGGUCUGUAACAUUCCCUCUGGAGCUCCCAGAACAGCCGGUUGACAGCAUUGUCUGGACCUUCAACUCAGCUCUUGCCAUCAUACAGCCAGCAGGGGCGAACGAGUCAGCUAACGUCAUAGUGAUCCAAAGCCGCAACAAGGACAGGGUGAGCUUCCUGGACAGAAACUACUCCCUGUCUCUCAGCCAACUGAGGAAGAAUGACUCAGGUGCCUACCGUGUGGAGAUACACAGCUUAUUCCAGAUCUUCACCCAGAAAUACGUGCUGCGUGUCUAUGAGCACCUACCAAAGCCUCAAAUCAACGUGGGUCUGCAGACCAAUGAGAACGGUACCUGUAUGACAAAUCUGUCUUGCUCCAUGGAACAGGAAGGAGAGGAUGUGAUUUACAGCUGGAAUUCCCUGGGGCAGACAGCCAAUGAGUACCAUGAGGGCUCUAUCCUCCCCAUCACCUGGAGGCCAGAAGAAGGCAAUGUGACCUUCAUCUGCAUGGUCAGGAACCCCAUCAGCUGCAACCUGUCAAACCCCAUCUCUGCCUGGAAGCUCUGUGAAGGUGCUGCUGGUGGCAAAGAUACCUCUGUGGUCUUCCUGUACCUCCUGUCGUCAUUCUUCCUGCUCAGUCUCCUUGUACUGGGGCUAGUGAUUUCAAUAAUAAAGAGAGAACGGAGAAAAGUUUCAGAAAUCAUUGAAGAGAAGAAGGGAAUGGACAAUCAUCAGGAAAUUCCUAAGUUCUACCCGCUUUCUGGAGAGAACACAGAGGAUUACACAAUCCCUCACCCUAAUAAAACUGUAUCGGAAGAUCCAGUAAAUACGAUCUAUUCCAUUGUGCAGACACCUAAAAAGGUGGAGAAACCACACUCGCCAUCCAGGACUUCAGACACCCCAGGCCUAUUUAUCUAUGAGCAGAUCAUCUAAACAGGCAUGCAUUCUGCUUACAUCUGGCCCCAAAGAAAACGAACAAGAGAAUUCACUGACUUAAUCAGAAACAUCAAGGAAGAAUGAGGACCAUUGAUUUCCUUCCAGAAUAAAGCAGACUCAGGAUUCCAGGGACCAUCCUUUAUGCUCCUUCUCAUUCAAGAGUUCAUAAUUCUACCCACUGCCAAGAAAUCUCCAUAAACCCAGAAGGAAUAACUCCCCUUUCUGGAAAUAUUAUGGUGAAUAGAUCAGCCAACCCCAAGAAAGAUGCUUAGAAGUGUCUCUGUUGAAGUGUAAAUGCAGCAUCACACACAUUAAUGUCUGCCCCUGUCUAAUAUGCGGCCUGGAGUCAGUUCAGCCCUGAGGCCAAGGGUCUGUUGCCAAGAGGCCAAGAAGGUCGGAACAGAUAGACUCGUCCAGCAGAAGGAGACAUAGCAGCCAGAAAUGGAUUUAUUAAUUGAUUCAAAAAAUCUUUAUUGAGUGUCAACUAUGCAUCUGGCACUGUGCUGAGCUUUUGCUGAUUGGUCGGGCUUUGCUUUCUGUUUCUCAUGAAACAGACCCCUCCUGAACUACUUCCAUGAGCAGCCAGAGCAGGCCUGGCCACAGAUUCCCAACAUCCAGAGGGUCAGGCAUGGAUCCGCAGGCUUUGGGGGUCAAAGCACACAGGUUUGUCCGGCACCAUCAACAGAGACUCAGAAGUGUGCAUGGCCCAAGGCCGGGGACCACUGCCCCCAGCCUCAGUUACACUCUCGGGCUACAGACAAGAAGCAUGGGCCCUAAGGCCUGUGCAGGAGUCCAUCUCAUGGGGAAACUGAGCCUGAGCCCCUCAGUGGGGAAAGCACAAGCUGAAUCUAGGAUUGGAGACCUGGAGUUGGGGAGGGAGGCUUCCUUGCAAAAGUUUAAAGUCGUUUAUUUAAUUCAACAAAUAUUUAUUGAGAACCUCUGCUAUGUCAGUCUGGUAAAUAAGACAGACAUGAUCCCUGUUCCUGUAGAGCUCAUCCUCUUUGUAAAGAAGUGAAACGCAGGGGGAGGGGAGGCUGGGGCUUGCUUUUGCUGUAUUCCCUUAAAUGGAGAUAUUGGGAAGGGAUCGUAUGUCACAGCUCAGGGGUGCCAAGUAAGGUGGAGAAGUGUGUGUUAAAUUCUUUGAAAAGAGAAAAGAAACUGAAAAAAAUCUUCAUGUAUAAGAUGGCCAAGGUAAGAGGCAAUAAACCUUGCAGAGGAAACUACAAGGGAACAGCCUGAGGCUGGUGUGAGAGGACUUGAAGGUCGGAAGUAGGAGCUACUCCCCUGACUCAGAAGCCCCCAGAGGAGGGCUAGCCUGGCCUCCGUGGAGAACAGAGCAAGUGGGCCCUGUCUAAGGCACAGGGUCAGGGGGAGCCAUUCACGUCACGGAUACUGUAAAUGUGUAUAUUUAUUACCACAAUUUUCUGGGGGAAAAGUAAUAAAGUGUCUUAUUUUAAUAAAAUCA
Molecule: messenger RNA, 2576 nt
Organism: Choloepus didactylus (southern two-toed sloth)
Lineage: Eukaryota; Metazoa; Chordata; Mammalia; Pilosa; Megalonychidae
Gene: SLAMF7
Product: SLAM family member 7
Exons: 7
Coding region: 95-1108 (337 amino acids)
Biological process (GO): T cell activation
Cellular component (GO): external side of plasma membrane
Source: RefSeq, a predicted model, not a curated record